AUGGAAGUUGAACUUCAGGCCGUAAGAGAGGAGAAAGAAAUCGCCGAUGACCCUUUAGACAAUGAUACCGAGAAAGGCAAAGAAGACCCUGACGGGGAACAAGAACAGCCACCAAAAGUGGCACCUUUCGAAAUUGCCGGCCCGACGUUUGAACGUGAUCCACCCAAAGGGUUCCUGCUGACAUCCUUUGAUGCCUUCCUGGUGGAUUGGUGUUUUACCAUUCUGAUUGGCAUCUUGGUUGUUUCCUACUGGAGAGGGGGAUGGGUGAUCUUUGAUAUUGUCUCCUGUGACCAGCCAGGCACAGCAGGAAUGCUAAACGGGGAAUCUUUUUGCUUCUUAGGCCUCGGAACGGUGGAGGACUAUCGUCACAACACAGCCGUUGAAGCCCUCAUUGCUGGGUAUACCCUUUUGAUUUCCGGGUUGCUCUUGCUCAGUUGUGGGGGCUGGCGUCCAGCAAAGACGUUUCUCCAGGGUACAACAACAAAUCUUCGACUCAAAAGAUCAUUAAUUCGCGUUGUCAUCCUCUUGCUGCUUGGUGGCGGUACCAUAUGCCUCUGGAGGUCCAUAUGGUACCUGCUAGACUAUUACGUCUAUCCCGACGAUCCAUAUUUCAGUUUUCAGCUUACGACGGCUCUAGGAGCAAUCUUGUGCAAUUGCUUGUGUGCUUCAGCGAGUAUGUUGGCUCCACCCGCAAUUUUUCUGAUGGACGGGCCCUCUCACUUGCCACCGCCAGUUGGAGUCACCAUCAUUACGUCCUUUCGCAGUAUUGCCUUCCCUGCGCAAGUAGCCAAAGAGAAAACCGCCAAAGAUCCGAUCUGGCUCGUGACAGUUGACUGCUUUAUCAGUUACGUUCUACUUCCCAUUGGCGUCGUUGGAUUCUGGCGUGGGCUGUGGGGACUGUUGGACACGUGGCUAUGGGGCUUUACUGCAUCUCAAGCCGAUGUGAAUUGGUCAAUCCUUUGGAGCUUCCUUUGGGGAUUAGCCUGUCUCUUUGUUGGCUCGGAAGAUAUGGUUCGGCACUUCAGUCCAGAAAAGGUUUUGAACAGCGAGGUUGCCGUUCGAGUUGCCAAUAUGGUUUUCGGGAGGACCGUAAACAUGAUUCUGGCCUUUGGGGCCGUGAACUAUUGGCGCGCAGUGUGGCUCUUUUGGGAUGAGUUUCUGGGAAACACGCAUCUCUGGUCUGCUAUUUUGUCACACCUCUUGGGUAUCUCCGGCCUGCUCUGCCUGGGAUGCCUCUCUUGCAUAACAGCUCCUCCAUCGACGCUUGGUGUUGAUGCCAUUGCCCAUCCAGACUGUGCCGAUGAACCUCUCUUUCACACCACACCAGUGCCCAGUGAAGUACUUUACUUCUUGUCAAUUGCUCGUCGACCAGAAUCGGUGUUGACCAAAUCUGUCAAGGGACCCGACGGCAACGCUAUUUCAGACCCAAGUCUGAUUUGCGAUCCAAAAAAUCAAGCCUCCAUGUCUCAAGAUAUUCUUCAACCCGUCAGCAAUCUGCUUGUUCGGGAGGAUCAUCUCUUUUCCGAGCAGGGCAGGUCAACGAGAUUCACGGAACAGACGUCGUCAAUGGUGCAGUCGGCCACCCGAAGCGAGUCUAGCAGCGUCCUGCGCUUGUCUGAUCGACACUUGAUCAACCGCCGGAGCAAUCAGUUCUUCCGUAGUCGCUGA
Molecule: messenger RNA, 1668 nt
Organism: Seminavis robusta
Lineage: Eukaryota; Bacillariophyta; Bacillariophyceae; Naviculales; Naviculaceae
Source: the annotation of a GenBank genome assembly